Messenger RNA from Poecilia reticulata (guppy), 5127 nucleotides. Lineage: Eukaryota; Metazoa; Chordata; Actinopteri; Cyprinodontiformes; Poeciliidae. The record is from RefSeq and is a predicted model, not a curated record.
CGUUAUUUUCAGGGGAGUAGCUUAUUGCUGAGCAACGGAGGAAGAGAAGGCCAGCGCACUCAGGGCUGGGCUCUAUACACACCUUCAACUCGCAGCUAAAGGAAAAGGGAUGGCCUAGCUUUGCUGCACGGCCAGUGGUCUGUCAGCUGUGGUCUAUCACCUGGACCAGAGAUUCUGUUCGCCUUGAUAUCAGGAGGUGUGUACUAGAGGCAGCAGCAGAUCGCAGAGAUGAGCGUGACCUCCUGGUUCCUGGUGAGCAGCGGGGGGACUCGUCAUCGACUCCCCCGGGAAAUGAUCUUCGUGGGCAGGGAUGACUGCGAGCUCAUGCUGCAGUCUCGUAGCGUGGACAAGCAGCACGCAGUCAUCAACUACGAGCCGGGGACUGACGAACACAAAGUGAAGGACCUUGGAAGUCUGAACGGGACCUUUGUAAACGAUGUCCGCAUUCAGGAGCAGAUGUACAUCACGCUCAAAUUGGAGGACAAGCUGAGGUUUGGAUAUGAUACCAACCUGUUCACGGUGGUGAGAGGAGAGCUCACUGUGCCUGAGGAAGCUCUAAAGCAUGAAAAGUUCACCAGUGGCCUCCAGCUCAGCAAGAAGCUGUCCAACGGUGAAACCACGACCAACACGACCAAGAGCCAUUCUCCUUCUAAGGCCCCAAUGAAAACGCCAAAGUCACCGAGCGGCGGCACUCCAAAGUCUGCGGAGAGCAGAGCAGCAGAUGGGGUCACUUCCUCCAGAGAACAGCCGACCAAGCCGCUGGACUCUCAGAAAGCAGAAGAGAAGUUAGGGGACAGUACAGCUCUGCCUCGUGGGACCCCCCUGUACGGUCAGCCAUCGUGGUGGGGGGAUGGAGACGCAGACGAUGAAAACUCCUUCAAACAGGAAACCAAGUCCAAAAAACACGACGGCUCCAUUUCAGAGAGCAAGGAGGCGCGUCGGGGAGAGAAAGCUAAAGAGGACGGCCUUCAUGCGUCCCCUGCUCUCGAUUCCAGUUACUUUGAGGUCCCCACAAAGGAAGGUCACAUGGCAAAUAACGGCAUCCAUGAAAUUCCCACCAAGGACACAGAGGAUGCUCCCAGUCAAAGCCACACCGCUGCAGCUCAAGGGCACGCCUCCUUCACCAUAGAGUUUGACAACACCUCUCCAGGGAAAGUCACCAUUAAAGACCACGUGUCAAAGUUCGCGUCGGACCACCACAGGUCCCGCACCAAGAAGAGCACGGCGGGAAGCGGUGGCUCGGGAAGCAAGGACCUCACCACGCUGCAGGCCGCCAUGAUGGCGUCUGAGAGCAAGGUGGCGGAUUGGCUGGCUCACAACGACCCCACGCUAGUGCACACCGAGUCCACCGAGGAUGACAGCAAGAGCAUUAAGAGCGACGUCCCGGUCCACCUAAAGAGGCUCAAAGUAGGGAGCAAACAUGAAGACGGCACCCAAAGUGACUCUGAGAACGGACUCGGCCUGCGUUUCGCCAACCGUAGACACGCCCUCGAGGAGCGCCUGAAGACAGCGCACAACCACGCGGGAGGGGGAUCCGCAGGGGUGCCCGCAACCGCCAGCGGGACCAGAGCCACUGGCAGUCGAACGGCUUUCAUGAUCGAGUUCUACGACGAGGAAAACCCUCGCAAGCGUCGCUCUUACUCGUUUUCCCAGACUGCUCCACUGCUAGGGGGCGGAGUGGGCGGAGAAGGACUGUGUCCACAGCCUCCCUCGCACCCGAAGGUGUUCAGUAUUUCAACGUCAGCUGCCUCAGCUGCAGAUUCAGGUAAAGCUCCAGCUCCCAUACCAGCCACAGUAACUGUGGGCGCUCCAACGGCUGCCCGAGUGCUGCUCAAGCAGAGGUCAGAGGACCAAAGUAUCGGUCGGAGCUCGGCUAGUACUGGGCUGGCGACUGGGAGCCCCACGACGCCCAGCGAGGACACUUCGAUCCUCGGAAAGGGAGCUGGAACUGCUGGGGGAGAGGUGGACGACGACCACAGUGACAAGGGGACUUACACUAUCGAGCUGGAGAAUAAAAAUCCAGAAGAAGAAGAGGCCAGGCGCAUGAUAGACAAGGUGUUCGGGGUGCAGGAAAAUACAAGCAGCUUGGUUUUGUCUGGCCUAAAAGGAAAAGUAAAGGACUCAGGAAACGCCGGGAAAGAGGCUCUUGUUGGUGACUCAAGCUGGGUCUCUCAGUGGGCCAAUUUAGCUGCUAAUCAAGCAAGGACCGACCCAGAAGGUUCUGGAGCAGAAGCAGCAACAUUCCUGCACAAAGAGAGAGGAUCUGAUGCCUUUGAGUCCGCUGCUCCUCCCCUUGGCAAAGGUGAACCCUCUUCCAGCCUGACCGACCGUAAACGCAGGACCCUCCCCCAGCUCCCAGUGGACGACCCCCGGGCUAAACCCACUCCCAAAGCACUGAGGUCUGAGAUAGGGGAGAAACAGGACACUGAGCCACAGGAGAAAGAGAACAAGGGAGACGGAGAGUCCCCAACCCCCAUGGAGGACGGCGAAAUGACCAACAAGAGGAAACAAAGCUCGGCCACCUCCUCUCCGUCUAAGGGUCCGGUUCGGGGCACUGAAAGAAGGAAGAGGUCAGAGGAGAGCAACGGAGGAGAAGCAGGAGAAGGAGGGGAGAAAUCCGGGAAGGCCCUCGUUCGCCAGGGUAGCUUUACCAUUGAGAAGCCCAGUUCAAAUGUCCCCCCAGAGCUUAUCCCUCGCAUCAGCAGAGGCAACAAUGAGCGGGAGCGCAGCGACUCCGUGGGCAGCAUGGACACCGCUACGCUGCUUAAAGAUACGGAGGCCGUCAUGGCAUUCCUAGAGGCUAAGCUCAGGGACGAGAACAAACUAGACCAGAAAAGUAUUAAAACUCCUCCUAGUGCCAGCAUUGGCCUCGCAGCUCGAACUGACUCCAUAUCCCCAGAAUCAGACGUGGACACAGCCAGCACGGCUAGCCAUGCUGCAGCGGAAGCAGGGGGAAAGACCGCCGCAGGCGGCGUGCAAAAGCGGAAAUCUCUCAGCAGCAUGCACCGGGAAAAGAGCAAUAUGAGCACGGCGUCCAAGACGACCUCCGGAAACGGCAGCGCUCGCGAACGCCUGGAGAGGAAGGCUAAAGGUAGAACUGUCGAAGCGACGGGUCGGACUCGCUCCGCUCAACCCGGCGCUUCCUCCAGAGCACGCCAGCCUUCCCUGGAUCUCACCGAUGACGAUCAGACCUCCUCCUUCCCCAUCUCUGACAUUCUGUCUUCAGACCAGGAAACCUACUCUGGGCCUUUGGGGAACUCGGUUCAUAGACGAGGCUCAGAAGACUUCCUCCAUUCCAAACUCGACGGCAGAUCUUCCAAGACGUCCAUGAGCGGUGCCUCCAAAACCAGCCGAAAUCUGCAGGCAGCAACGGCCUCCUCACUCAACAAGCAGGCCUCUCUGCCUCAACCACGACCCACCAGAGCCUCCCUUCUCCGCCGGGCCCGACUGGGGGACACGUCUGACACGGAUCUAGCCGAUGCAGACCGGGUUUCCGUGGCGUCCGAGGUGUCCACGACGAGCUCCACCUCUAAGCCGCCGUCCGGACGGAAGGGAAUGUCGCGGCUGGACAUGCUGGCUCAGCCACGGAGGAAUCGCGUGGGCUCUGUCUCGGCACGCAGCGACUCGGAGUGCACGGUUAGCCGGCCUUCCACAGCUUCGCCACGCCUCUCCACAGAGACCGCGCUGCGUCUCGGCUUGCGCUCGACGACGCCCACAGAGAAUCGUCUGUCGCCAAGGAUGAGAGCCAACAGUGUGUCAAAACUCAAUGAGCCCAAGACCAAAACCACGACGUCUGGAUACUGCUCGCCCACAGAAAGCUCUCAGCCUGAACCUCCAGAGGGUGAUGCAGAGGAAGAGCUGAUUGUGUGCAGCAGCAGCAGGUGGAGGCGCCUGCCGCCGGAGUACGGCUCCACCUCGGAGGAAGAGUUCGGCUCCAGCCGGAACUCGGCAAAGCAUGGCGCUCGCCCUCACGUCCGGCCCCACCACCUCGUCCCGCACCGCGGCUCGAGACUCGGCUCCGCAUCCAGCUCGGGACCGGCGGCCGUGGCGGUGAUCCCCGGCGGAGCGGGCAUCAAACACCGCAUGAAGGAGCAGGAGGAGUACAUCAGGGACUGGACGGCUCACAGCGAAGAGAUAGCCAGGUUGUUCCCCUGUGUGCGCAGGAUCAGCCAGGACUUGGCCAAGGACUUGGCCAUCUUGGCACGCGAGAUCCACGACGUGGCCGGCGAGAUAGACUCGGUCAGCUCGUCCGGCACCGCGCCGAGCACUACCGUCAGCACCGCCGCCACCACCCCGGGCUCGGCCAUCGACACCCGGGAAGAGGUAGGCCCUGCACGCCCCGCGCAGCCGGACAUACAGGAGAGCAUGAAAAAGCUGGUGGAUCGAGUUUUUGACGAGAGCCUCAAAUUUAGAAAGAUCCCUCCAGUUAUUUCAUCCAACAAGCCGCCAGAGAUCAACGGAAAGCCCAUUGAGCACCAACCCCGAGCUCCUGACGGCCGGGAGCCGCGGGCCUUGAGGAGGCGCACCUGGAACCGAGAGGAGGCGGUUUUGGACAGCCUCCUGAUCCACUCAGUGUCUCAGCUGUCAACCAAGAUCAGACACUCUGUGGACAGAACAGCAGGAAAAAUCAGGAUCUUGUUCAAGGAUAAGGACAGAAACUGGGAUGAAAUUGAGAGUAAACUCAAGUUAGAGAGUGAAGCGCCACUUCUUAAAACCUCCAACAAGGAAAUCUCUUCGAUAUUGCUCGAACUGAAGAGAGUUGAGAAACAGCUCCAAGUGAUUAACGUGAUGGUGGACCCAGACGGGACUUUGGACGCCUUGGCCAGCCUCAGCCUGACCAGCCCCACCAAGGUCCCGACCGCCAAAGCCACGCCCCCCACCGCCGUCAGCCCAGCCAAAGAGUCGCUGCCCGAAAUCCUUCCUGGGCCUGACGGUUCGGCUGCCUCCACCAGGGUCCAGUCUUCCGCCACCAACAUGGAGGGCCGAGAAAGCAUCGUGGGUUUGGGCCUGGCGAGCGUCGUCGGGCUGCCCUUCAGUCGCAGGCGGCCGAGCGGAGAAGAGGCCAUCGCACAGAAAUGAACAGCAGCUCUCCCCGAUGAGAAAUGAAUAAACGUGAGCAUGGAUUAG